Molecule: messenger RNA, 729 nt
Organism: Paraglomus occultum
Lineage: Eukaryota; Fungi; Glomeromycota; Glomeromycetes; Paraglomerales; Paraglomeraceae
Source: the annotation of a GenBank genome assembly
AUGAAGUUAUUCAGUCUUUUCGUUCCAUUCCUUGUCGUCGCUGCUCAGCUUGCCCUUGUAUUAGCUGGUGAUGAUCCACAAAAUGGCGUAGCUAUAGUUCCAGGUGCCUUUGGUGUAUGGUCCGUUUGCAGCAAUUCACCAACAAAAAAUAUAAGCUAUGCAUUAGUAGUUAUCGAUAAUCCUCCUGCAGGCUUAACACCAAAGCCUGGUUUUGGUAACACGGUCAAGGGCGCGAACCCCGAGCCCAAAACGUCUGCACAAUACAGUAACGUUGUUUUGACUUUCCAAAUGACUCAGAAGGAUCUUAAUACUCUUCUCGGUAAUGAUCAAAAGCCCAAUUAUCAAAUCGUACCAUCGUUAUCAUGUCAGCCCAAUCCGGUUAAAAAGUGCAAUCGUGAUACUGGUUCAAAUUUGUUGAACACCCAAGUGAUCCAGUGCCUCGCCGUUAUCAAUCCCACUCUCAAUGACGUGUACAUGAAUUUGAGCAUAUCCUUCACUACAAGUGUGUUUGGUCCAAAGGCAUUUACCAGUCCCGAUGUUAAUUCUACUACAACCACGACGCCAAGCAGUUCUAAUGGCACCUCUCUUCCGCCCGAUUCUUCGAACACAACAACGACGCCCACGCCCAGUAAUCCCCAGAGUAAUGAUGCGAUGGGAGUAGAGCUACAAGGCUGGGGUGUUGUUAUUGCGGUCAUAAUUGGAUUGAUCGGAUUGGUUGGCGGGAUUUAG